UCAGGGACCAUUAGUGGCACGGUGAUGUUUCUAUUCGUGUUCACGAAAUUGCUCGACUUGGUUGAAACAGUGCUUAUCGUUCUCGAAGGACGUCGCCCGCUGCUCAUUCAUAUUUUUCAUCAUGUCGUCACUUUACUUUUUACGUGGAACAGCUAUUCUUACCACAACUCUCUUGGCAGGUGGUUUGCUACCAUCAAUCUAUUCUCGCAUGUGAUAUUGUAUUCUUAUUUGAGCCCGAAAAAAUUUGGAAUAGCUCCGUGUUGGCUAUUUGUAGCUUUCAGUGAGUUAAACGUUUCUUCAGUUCUACCAGAAGCCUCGAAAUGA
Haemonchus placei is the source of this 324-nucleotide messenger RNA. Lineage: Eukaryota; Metazoa; Nematoda; Chromadorea; Rhabditida; Trichostrongylidae. The record is from the annotation of a GenBank genome assembly.